Messenger RNA from Kwoniella shivajii, 2355 nucleotides. RefSeq lists its product as uncharacterized. Lineage: Eukaryota; Fungi; Basidiomycota; Tremellomycetes; Tremellales; Cryptococcaceae. The record is from RefSeq and is a predicted model, not a curated record. The coding region runs from base 1 to 2355 and encodes 784 amino acids. The transcript is spliced from 3 exons.
AUGUUGAGGAUGGAUAGUCAUGGACAAUUCGAAAUUCAUUCCAGAAUCUCCUUGUUUGCAGGCCAUACUGUACGGCCACUACCUGUCGAGAGGUCUCAAGGGAGUGUCUCAGCCCUAGUAGCUCGAUUCCAAACAGCUGCCAAUCGUGAUAUCGAAGCGACAGCGCGUGAAAGUCGUAGAGCAAGCUUGCAACCUUCCGCAGGAAAUUCACGUCGUGCAUCAAGUUCAGGUCUUUUCACUCCUUCCCCAACGCCUUCCAACCCUACUACGCCUCUGAUCGGCUCAACUGAUCUACCUGAUACUUCCGCUCCAACUCUAAUUGGUGAAGGAGAGAAGGAUGGAUCAAGUCUGACCGAAGAUCCCAUUGUGGGGAAGGAGAAAAAUGGAAAUGAUAAUCAAGAGAAAGGACAAGGUCAGAAUACGGUCGAAAACGUAUUGUAUAAAGCUGGAAACACAUUGAAAAAAGUCGAAGACAAGUUCAAGAAUAUGACAAUCCAAGAUGACAGUGAAGAUAAACACACAAGUAAAGAUGUAGACCAAUCAAGUGGAAUAUUAGCUAAAACAAAACCGAAAUCAAUUGAUACUAAUAUCGAAAAUAAAAAAGAUAUUACCCCUAAUACGACGAUUCUAGGAGGAAGUCCAUCAAGACCGCCCAAAUCACCAAAGAGGAUGUCAAGUAAUACUGUCAUGUCAUCAUUAGCUGUUCCCGAUACAGAUCCAAUGCAAACAAAAGGAGAUGAUCACACCCUGGAGGAGGGUUUGACGGAUGAGGCACAACGCAAGAAAAUACAGGAUAAAGCCAAAGAUCUCACUCCUGCUAACACCAGCAACACGCCAGACAGAAAACCUCUAUCGUCAACAACCAAGAAACCUUUCCCUCCUUCCUCUUCAUCAGCAUCAGUGAGCACCAAGUCUCCUAUUGCAAUCAAAAGAGGAACAACAAGUGCAUCACCCGCUACCACUCCUGCUGCAACACGAUCACGAUUAUCUUCAGGACCCACUUCCUCAUCAUCGUCUCCUCACACUCGAGUGUCUUCUACCCCCAGAUCAAGGACUUCCCUAGGUCAAUCUUCCACUCCUACAAUCACACCUAGAUCAGUCAAUACCAAAUCAUCCACAUCUGCGUCUGCGUCUGUACAAACAAAGCCACGAACACCCAAACCGCUCAUCCCUUCUCAUACAGGUCCUCCUCCUACUUCUUCGACCAAAAGUCGAAUCUCAGAAGGUACCACCUCAGGCAUUGGUAGUCCCCUAAAGCCACAUGUAAUUGGAACACCAAGUAAACCAACUGCAUCAAGUUUAGCCAAAGCUAGAAUUCCUACCACACCAAGUCUACACUCACGGUUGAAUACGAGUCCAGGUGCAAGCACAGAGAAACGCAAUCCUAAUUCUGAAUCAUCUAUCAGGAAAUCAUCAAUCGGAACAAGGGGAACGAGUCUCAGUCCAAGUCCGAGUCCAGCGACAAGUACCAAUACGCGCAUACACACACAGACCCACACGCCAUCCAAAGUACAAAACAGUGGAAGUAGAUUGCUUCAAGGUACAGCUGCUUCAAGAGCUAAAGCAGCUGAUGUGUCCCAUCGCGACCCACCCGCACUGUCAUCAAAAGACACACCUUUGAAGAAGAUCUCGACACCUUUAGCCUCCAGAUCAUCCGCCCUCAAAGGUACUGCAAAUAUUACUACACCUUCUCCCGCAACAAAAACGACUUCGAGAAGUUUCGCUGGAGAAAGUUCAUCUAAACCCCCUUCUUCAACUUCUUCCAUUCGAACUCGAACGAAAUCAGCAACAAAAUCAACAUCAACAGAAGCACCUAAAAUUCCCAGUGUGGGUAAAAGUCAAAUUGGUAGAAUUGGUUUGGCAGCAGCUAGAGAAUCUCCAUCUUCACAAAAAGAACACGAAAGAAAAGAUGCACCUACUUCCGAUGUUAUUGGACAUACCAACGAGGAUACGGCUCGUGAGAAUGAUGGUGAUGUUGACGAUGAAGCGAAAGCAGAUCUUGAUCGAAUUGUCGACAAUGGAAAUAAAGCUGAAGGGGAAAAUGGCCAAAUAGAAGAUAUUGUCGAUAGACCGAAAACGCCUUCUCCGGAAAUACAAGGAGAACAAGAAGCUAAAGAUCACAUUGAACAAAUAGAAUCAGCUUCUCAAGUUGGACUCCCUACAACCGAGCAUCAGAGUGAUCUUGUGCGAAGUGAGGCUGCUCAGAUGGAUUCCACCAAAUUACGAUCGGGAUCUAACGAGAAUAGGGAUUCUGCUGUCAAACCUCAAGAUACUAUCAUUGCAAAUGAUGCGGAGAAUGGUGAAGAAGGUUUCGCAGGGGAAGAAAGCUUGGAAGAAAUACCUGAUAUCGAAUGA